AUGCCAAUAAAUUUGCCAGGAACGGCUUUGAAUCGAGCCAUCAAAGCGGCCAAGCUUAUUAGUAAAGAACUUAUGGCAACAAUUAGACAAAGAAGGAUUGAUCUUCAAGGGCAUGAUUUGUCUUCAAGGAAGGAUUUCAUGUCAACCAUGCUUCUGGCAAAAGAUGAAAAUGGUCAGGCAUUUUGUGACGAAGACGUUGCUAGCCAUUUGGCUGGCUUGUUACUGGCAAGUUUCUCAACCAUGCAUAGCACAAUUACUAGCAUGAUGAAGUAUCUUGCAGAGCUUCCGGAUGUGUACGAUUCUGUCUUUAGAGAACAAAAUGAAAUUUUAGAUGUAAAGCCAAAAGGAGACCACCUUACUUGGGAGGAUAUACAGAAGAUGAAGUACUCUUGGAGUGUUGCUAGUGAAGUCUUGAGGAUAUCGACACCAGGGUUUGGAGGGUUUAGAGAGGCUAUCACUGAUUUCACCUAUGAAGGGUUCACAGUACCAAAAGGCUCCAAGAUUUUCUGGACUUUUGAUGCCACACACAAGAAUCCAAAAUACUUUCCUGAUCCUGAAAAGUUUGAGCCAUCAAGGUUUCAAGGAAACGGUCCAGCUCCUUAUGCAUUUGUGCCAUUCGGGGGAGGACCACGCAUGUGUCCUGGAAAUGAGUAUGCUCGGGUGGUGAUACUUGUUUUCAUGCACAAUGUGGUGACAAAGUUUAGAUGGGAGAAACUGAUUCCGGGCGAGAAUAUGAUAUAUUAUCCUGCUCCAAGGCCAGCGCGAGGGCUUCCAGUCACUCUACAUCCUAACAAGCCUUGAAUUCUCCUAUUCAUUUUUGGUUCUUUGUCAAUACUUAAUGGAGCUACACUGCAAUCUUCCUGUCCUGUAAGUCCAAUAAUGCAGGAAGUGCUUGGUUUAU
Molecule: messenger RNA, 901 nt
Organism: Coffea arabica (coffee)
Lineage: Eukaryota; Viridiplantae; Streptophyta; Magnoliopsida; Gentianales; Rubiaceae
Product: dammarenediol 12-hydroxylase-like
Biological process (GO): sterol metabolic process
Molecular function (GO): iron ion binding; monooxygenase activity; heme binding
Source: RefSeq, a predicted model, not a curated record